AUGGCCAAAACCCCCAGCAAGAAGUCUGCCAAAGCCCCCAAGAAGGCCGGCGAAAAGGGCAAGAGCCGCAAGACCAAGCGCAUUGAGUCGUACUCGACCUACAUCUACAAGGUGUUGAAGCAAGUGCACCCCGAAACCGGUAUCUCCAAGCGCGGCAUGUCCAUCAUGAACUCGUUCAUCAACGAUAUCUUCGAGCGCAUUGCGUCGGAAGCCGGCAAGUUGAGCCGCUACAACAAGAAGUCCACGUUGUCGUCCCGCGAAAUCCAAACCGCCGUGCGCCUCAUGCUUCCUGGUGAAUUGGCCAAGCAUGCCGUGUCGGAAGGCACGAAGGCCGUGACCAAGUUCACCUCGUCCGCUUAA
Messenger RNA from Aphanomyces astaci, 360 nucleotides. RefSeq names its product histone H2B. Bases 1 to 360 code for a protein of 119 amino acids. NCBI's taxonomy places the organism in Eukaryota, Oomycota, Saprolegniomycetes, Saprolegniales, Verrucalvaceae. Gene Ontology annotation, cellular component: nucleosome. Gene Ontology annotation, molecular function: protein heterodimerization activity; DNA binding; structural constituent of chromatin. Gene Ontology annotation, biological process: nucleosome assembly. The transcript has a single exon. The record is from RefSeq and is a predicted model, not a curated record.